AUGUUCUUGGUACAAAAGGCGGCGUUCGACGGCGGCUUGAACCCGGCGGUCUUCGUCUUCUACCGGCAAGCCUUCGCCACCCUCUGCCUUGCUCCUCUCGCCUUCUUCCUUGAAUGGAAGCAUGCUCCGUCGUUGUCGCUGCUUACCUUCUGCAAGAUUUUCGUGCUUGCCCUCGUCGGGAUAACGUUGGCAUUGAACCUUAAUGGCUUUGGGUUGCUUUACACCUCUUCCACCUUGGCAGCGGCUUCGCUCAACUCCCUCCCCGUCACUACUUUCUUCUUGGCCCUCCUGCUUCGAGUGGAAACAUUAAGGUUUGGGACCACAACAGGCAAAGCAAAAUUACUAGGGAUAGUAAUAUGCAUGGGUGGGGUGGCAGCUCUUGCCUUCUACGAAGGCCCCCAUUUCAAGGUGUUCUGCCUCUUCAGAAACUCCUUCUGGCAUAGCGGUUACCAUAAAUCUCAUACAUCAUGGAUCAAAGGAAAUUUCUUGACGCUCUCAUCUAGCUUCGCUUGGGGCUAUUGGCUUGUCUUUCAGACAAGUCUUCAGAAGAGUUAUCCACCAAAGCUUUUGUUCACAACUCUCCAAUGUGCUUUGGCCACAGUCCAGUCAUUUGUAGCCGCAAUUACGAUUGAAGGAGAUCUUAAUGAGUGGAAACUUGGAUGGGAUGUGAAACUUCUCUCCGUUGUUUAUUGUGGAGUUAUGGUGAGUGGGGUAACAUAUUACUUCCAAGCAUGGGUUCUAGAGAAGAAAGGUCCAGUGUUUUUGGCCAUGUCUACCCCGUUGGCUUUCAUCUUCACAGCGAUAUGUUCUGCCUUAUUGUGCGACUUCAUCAACCUUGGAAGUGUUUUGGGUGGAGUGCUAUUGAUUGGAGGGCUCUAUAGUGUUUUAUGGGCAAAAUUCAAAGAGGAGAAUGAGAUCAAGGAUCAUGAAAAGAAGAUUAUCCCACAAGUGGAAGUACAAGAGUGCACAUCAGAGCUUAAACAAGUUGUUACAAUCAACACUAAUAAUCUAGCCAAUAUGCUAAUUAACAAGCAUUAG
Molecule: messenger RNA, 1038 nt
Organism: Linum tenue
Lineage: Eukaryota; Viridiplantae; Streptophyta; Magnoliopsida; Malpighiales; Linaceae
Source: the annotation of a GenBank genome assembly